Molecule: messenger RNA, 5016 nt
Organism: Lagopus muta (rock ptarmigan)
Lineage: Eukaryota; Metazoa; Chordata; Aves; Galliformes; Phasianidae
Gene: ST6GALNAC1
Product: ST6 N-acetylgalactosaminide alpha-2,6-sialyltransferase 1
Exons: 14
Coding region: 2070-3602 (510 amino acids)
Molecular function (GO): alpha-N-acetylgalactosaminide alpha-2,6-sialyltransferase activity
Source: RefSeq, a predicted model, not a curated record
AUCUUCUCUGGAGUCAUUUUUUCCACCUCAGCAGUGGAGAAGAGAUUGCAGUCUUGGUGCAGAGAACGCUUGGUGAGAGGUAGCGCUGACAGAGCUGCCUGGAGGUGGAAAGUUUGAUUCUUUGGGAGUUCUUUUACCACUCUCCUGAAAUGUCUGAGCUUUUCUUACCCAAGAUUAAUAUAAAUGCAGCCUUAGUUCACUUAUAAUUGUGAUAAAGUUUAUAUAGCACAAUUUCUGUAGAUAGGUGGCAGGUGGUGGGAGGGGAAUGCAAGUACUGUUUAUCCUCUGGAUGGUGCUGUUGUUUUGUGCAAAUAGCAGAGGUCCUGAAUAGCUCCAACUCCAACCUCAGGAUGAGUAUUUGUUGGCUCAGUCAAGUGCACCAAGUUAGCUAAGAGUCACUGGAAUAAAAGUUUGUUGUCAAGAGGACUACUUGUGUCUGAAGGAAGAAGACUUCUGUUUCAAGGAGCACUGCAUGAAAAUUGUAGGUUAAGUGUUGCCAGUUACUCCUCCUGUGUGGGCUGGGUUUCCUUGAUCUGCAGCAAAGGAUUCCUGCGUCAUAUCCACUGUCCUUGUGGUAGGAUAGAGCCACAUGGCAUUAAUGAAGAAGCAAAAUAGUAAGGAAUAUGAAUCCCAGUCACCCUGAAGCAGGGGAAGUGGCAUUCUGAAGGCUUGUUUCUAGGAGGAGAUUGUAUAUUUCUGCUAUAUUCAGGCUGCCUUAGUCCUUCUUCCCCCUUGUGCGUAGACCAUGCCAGUUCCAACAACCCUACCAUUGCAUUGUGAAAUUAACAGUGCUGUGAGUGGGAUAAUGAGACAGUUCCCUAAAACGUCCUGAGGAAAUUGCAUACUGUCCUGUACAACCCUGUUGUCUUCUGUAAUUUGUCAGCACAGUGGAGGUGGAGAAAUUGCUGUGUGGUUUUACACCUAAUUCAUACAACUGUAGGAUCCCUCACGCUGCCCCUGAGGUCCUCUGGAGACUUUGGUUGCAAGCAUUCUCCCCUGUGUCUGAUCUUACAGACAGCGUCUGCAUUGGAGAGCAAAAUGAGGGCAGGAAGUCUGAUGUCGAUGCAGUGGGAAUAAAACUUCAACAGAGAGAAAUUUCUGUGUGAUACAAAGACAUAAAAGAAAAUCCUGCACUAUAGAUUCGUUACUUCGAGAAAAAGCCUUCUGGGAAGCAGCCAACACAGCAAUAUUCUGCCUGGGAUGUGACGCAGCUGCACGAUGUGAAGAUCCUACAGAUGGCACUGUCAGCCACGCUGCCCCUCCAGGCUUGUCUGAAGAAGUGUGUGGUGCUGGAGCAUGGCUGACGGCGUUGUUCCAGCAAAGAUCAUGUUUCAGAACCAGCUGAAGGAAAGACAGUAAUUUAAUUUGCAAGUGCUUUCAGACAAAUUACGUAAAUGCUAUAAACCUAACUGCUUGUUCUGUACUACUGAAUGCUCAGACUGCCAUAAAGUUUCACAGCACUCACAGUUAAAUUAUCAGAAGAGUUAUUUUCUCAAGUUCUUAUUUUCACUGAGUCAUGGAAUCAUUUGGGUUGGAAAACACCACUGAGAGAGUGGAAUUUAUUAGGAAGAAAUGCAGUUACUGCUGAUGUAGCUACAGGGACUGCCUGCAGAUGCUAGGAUGCAUCAGUUGGGACAAGCUGUUCGUGGACCCAAGUUCAUCCAUGCCCUGUAUCAGUGUUGAAGUAGCAUCACUGGCAUUUUCUGUCUACUCAGUGACCAUUGUGAAGGGAUGGGGCAAGAGUUCAGCCCCAAAAAGGGACUGGUCCUGGCCGUGGCAGUGGAGGAAACUUGACAGGGAGCUCAAAAAGAACGGCUGGAGAGUGCAAACUAUCUGUGUGCCAUCUGUCUGUGUGACAGCUCAGAGCCAAAGGACGUGUUCCUGAACCAGUCUGUGACAACCCUGCCUGUGCUACAGGAGUUGGAACUGGAUGAUCUUCAAGGUCUGUUACAAGCCAUUCCAUGUUUCUCUGACUGCAAGUGUGGCUGCUCUUGUACUUCACACCAAUGCUCCCAGUGAUGCCUCCACCAGAUUAGAGGCAGCUCAAGAUUUACCAAAGCAUCUCACAUAUGCUACAAGUGGACGCCCAAGAUCAGCAAAGCUCAGACUAUUCUGCUAAUGGGAGCAUUUUGAAGGUUGGUUUGGAGAGAAACGCUACGUGGCUCGAACGGAAUACUGCUGUGAGCACACCUAGUUGGGAAGGGAAGAAAGAGCAGAAGGAAACAGUGAGACCAGUUGCCAGGGUGGAAGAAGGCAAGGAGAAGGUGACUGUGAAACCAUUCCCUGAGGUGGUGGGAAUCAAGAAUACAACAGCAUCAACAGCCUCUGUAGUGGAGAGAACAAAGGAGAAAACAACAGCAAGGCCAGAUCAAGGGGUAGAGGAAGCUGAUGGAAAGAAAACAGUUCCCAGGAUGAAGGGAGACAAAGAGAAGGUGACUGUGAAACCAUCCUUUGGGAUGAAGGUGGUGCAUGCAAACAGCACAUCCAAAGACAAACCAAAGGCAGAAGAGCCUCCUGUGUCGGUGAAAACCAUAAGACCUGUGACUCAGGCUGCCACAGUGACAGAAAAGAAGAAACUGAGGGCUGCUGAUUUCAAGACUGAGCCUCAGUGGGAUUUUGAUGAUGAGUACAUACUGGAUAGCUCAUCUCCAGCAUCGACCUGCUCUGAAUCAGUGAGAGCCAAGGCUGCCAAGUCUGACUGGCUGCGAGAUCUUUUCCUGCCAAACAUCACACUCUUCAUAGACAAGAGGUAUUUCAAUGUCAGCGAGUGGGAACGCCUGGAGCAUUUUGCACCUCCCUAUGGCUUCAUGGAGCUGAAUUACUCACUGGUAGAAGAAGUCAUGUCACGCCUGCCCCCAAAUCCCCACCAGCAGCUGCUCCUGGCCAACAGUAGCAGAAACGUGUCAACGUGCAUCAGCUGUGCCGUUGUGGGGAAUGGAGGGAUACUGAACAACUCUGGAAUGGGCAAGGAGAUCGACUCCCAUGACUACGUGUUCCGGGUGAGUGGAGCUGUCAUCAAAGGUUACGAGAAGGAUGUGGGAACAAAAACCUCCUUCUAUGGAUUCACAGCAUUCUCCCUUGUGUCCUCUCUCCAGAACUUGGGACGCAAAGGGUUCAAUAAGAUCCCGCAGGGGAAGCAUAUCAGGUACAUUCACUUCCUGGAGGCAGUUAGAGACUAUGAGUGGCUGAAGGCUCUUCUGCUGAACAAGGAUAUCAGGAAAGGAUUCCUGAACCGCUAUGGGCAAAGGCCCCGGGAGAGAUUUGAUGAAGAUUUCACGAUGGAUAAGUACCUGGUAACUCACCCUGAUUUCCUCAGAUACUUGAAAAACAGGUUCUUGAAAUCUAAAAAUCUGCAGAAGCCCUACUGGCGGCUGUACAGACCCACAACAGGAGCCCUCCUGCUGCUGACUGCCCUGCACCUCUGUGACCGGGUGAGUGCCUAUGGCUACAUCACAGAAGGUCACCAGAAAUACUCGGAUCACUACUAUGACAAGGAGUGGAAACGCCUGGUCUUCUACAUUAACCAUGACUUCAACUUGGAGAAGCAGGUGUGGAAAAGGCUUCAUGAUGAGAACAUCAUGAAGCUCUACCAGAGACCCUGACUGUGUGGAGAGGGCCGUUGCCUGGAAAAUCUCAACAGCACCUCACAGGGAACAGAAGAGGACCUCAGAAGCCAGGGUUAGCACUGCAAUUCCAGGCCCAGCUUCAGCUGCACAGAGAUAUUUCCGUCCUUUGGUAUCUUUAGUUUCUCACAACACUUCCUAAAACAUGCAUAUUCUACAGACCAAGGGAACAGAAGGGAAAAGUGCCUCCAAACAAGUCCCACCUGACUUGUGGAUGGUUGUAUGCUCUGGUGCUGGGAAAGAGAAAUCCAGGAUGAAUCUGAAUAGCAGAGAUUCCAGUGCCCAUUAUCUUAAUCAGAUUCUCCCUCUGCAAGGAGAUGGUUAGGGGCUAGUUUUGCUGUAGGUGGGUUCUCUCUGUGAGCAGUGCUCUUUGUGGAGCUGGGUGUUUUUGAUAAGCAGUGGAUAGAAAAGGGGACACGGACCAUCCUGUCUCAAGGGGAUGAUUUGUGUCCUGGAAGUGUUCUUGUUGCUCUGCUCCCUGCAGACAUAAAGACUGAACUCUUAACUUCCAAAUGCAUCUCAGUUCCCAGUGUGACUUUGCUGUGACACCUCCUGGGGAGCACUGUGAUGUCUGGUGCCCAGCCUGCUGACCUUGGCCUACUUCACCAUCAGCACAAGGGAAGGGGAGAGCUCUCCAGAGUGCAGCAGGAUGCUGGACAUUGUGCCUCUUGCUGUGGGGCUCCCCUGGCUGCUGACUGCAUGUAGUGAGUCUGGUGCAGAAGCUGGUGCUUGGCUAUGCCAGGAGCAUGGUGCUUCCUCUCCUACCGGGAGAAAUGAGAGUUCUCAAUGUCCAGGGAUGGAUGCUGUCUGUCCUUGCUGCUGAUUGGAGUGCCUGCCUAUGUUGUGCUGAGAAAAGCACUGUUGCAGCCAGCAAGCCUUUGGAGUACUGGCCUUCUGAGUGGGCUUUUGCAAACAAAAUAAACGGCACUGCUUUACCCAAGCUGAUUUCCAUUGCAGCCCUUUGAGAUGCGGUUUGUAUCUUGUAUCUCAGUCACCCCCCAGAGUCCACGGAGGGUUUUGCUGCUGCACCCACAGGCUCUGUGCCCUGCAGUCCUGUGCGUGGCUGCUGCCCCGAGUCUAGGGGCUCUGGGUGGGCAGGGAGGCAGCUUUGUUCCUUGCCCAUGCAUUGCUGUGGGUUGCUUGGUGACCGGCUCCACUGGGUAUUCUUCCCUUCUGAAUAGGGCUUUUCUCCUCCCAAGAAGUUGGAAGAAGUUCCUUUCAAAAGAAAGAAACUCCCUUCCCCCUCUUCCUCUUUUGUCUCCCUCUUUUCUGGGAAACAGGGCAGGGCUGAGCCCUGCUGAGCAAACGAGGAGCCCAGCCUUUGGGAUGGGCUGGCAGCCCCCAGCACCCAUCUCCUCUGCAGCUGAGGGUCCCUGGAGUCAAGGAGAGGGAA